GUUUGUAUACUAUCAUGUCAAGUUGACAGGUCACUGAUCAAAUUUAUCCUGAUCUUCAAAAUAAGUAUACAACAUGUAACUCUUUCUCCUAGUUUAUUAUUACUUGGAUUUUUGAACUCUAAGCAGAUAUGGACAGACUAGGAGUAGCUCUCACAGUUUUGUCUGUUUCCAUGCUGACUAAUGCAGCUCCACCAGUGUGGCCGUCAGCUUUUAGCGUAGACUUCCAGGAAAGAUCUCAUUUGUCGUUUGUGACUUUAUUUUUAAAUAACGGUUCCUGGUAUUACAAUUUUGACAACAAGCAAGCCCGGUUUGACCAUCUCCGAGGACAGAAAGAUUGGUUCUGCAUGAACCAACAUCUCAGUGACCACGAUAAACAAGCUCCGUGUAACAUGUUGUUUUCAAAUGAUACCAAUUUAUACAUUCAUUAUCCUGAAGCAAAGACGUGCUGCCGUUUGUGUGGACAAGAAAAUUAUUGUACAGUAAUGGAACCUGAUUGGUUGAAGAAUGCCACAUUUUUUGGUGAUGAGAUGUUUUAUGGUUCCAAAUGUCAUGGAUGGCAGACACCUGGAUUUACUUUUAUGGACACGUGGUAUGUGACAGAUGAGAAUGUUCCUUGUCAGUACCAUGAGAAAUCAGACCAUCUCGGCACUAUACAUAACAUUACAUUUAACCAGAAAUCAUUCAACCUAGGACCUCCUAAUCCGGAUAUAUUCAAUGUUCCUUCCUAUUGUCACAAAGAGUGCCCUAAUCCAUUUAAAGGACAGAAAAUGUUUCUAUAAAACUGUAAUUCGACAAAACUUUUUAAUUUGAAUACUUUAUUAUUUGAAUCAUCUAAAGAAUAGAUGUAAAACAAGGGAAGAUUAACAAAACAGUGUCCAAGAAAAUUCAUCAAAAUUUAACAGCACCAUUGCGAGAAAAACUCAAUUCGCUGAAAUCAUUGAUAAGAACGAAUUUUCAUAUAAAAUGGACGUCUUUUUUUGCAAGACUGAAAACGUUACAUCAUAAUUCAACAUGCGCAUACUAUAUAUAUGCCAUUUUUUCUCCACAAGAUCUUAUGCUCUUUAUUUUAGUUUAUUUCAAUGUUAACUUAUAUAUACUAUCUACAAUAGUUCCAAAAUAUACAAAAAAUAUACCAUAGCAAUGCUUGAGACCCACAAAAGAACAAUAACUACAUCUCUACUACAUUCAAUUCUUCUUGUUCUAUAUUGAUCACUUUAGAAGAUUAAUUAUAGUUCGAGGUGGGGUUUUUCCACCGUUUGUACCCAUUUAAGUGCGUUAAUCGUCCAAAAAGGGGGAUUCCAACCCUCGAACCCCCUCCCCCUGGAUCUUCUACUGGCGCAACUAUAGAAGACAUGAGUACAAAAGGAUAUAUAUGAAUUACAAAUAGAUUCUAAAUGGUCAAAUUUUAAUUCUGAUACGGGAAAAAAGGUCACACACAGUAAGUACACCAAAUAACACUAUCGUAGAAAAAUCUUCAUCAUAAUUUCUACUUUCGGAAAAUUUUAAGGCUUGAUAAAUUGUGUUUUUAAAUUAAGUAGAUCGUAACACAAUAUUUACCUCCAGAUUUUUUAAAGUUUUUUAUUGGUCAAGAUUUCUAUAAUAUCCCUGACGUGAAUACAAAAUCUUCUUUUAAAAAACUCCAAUUGAAGAUGUUAUUAAUGAGUCCUUUAGUUACAUCAUGAAAUAUAUCAAACAGUGCAUAUUAUUUAGUUAUAUAUAUGUUGCAGGCAUUUUCUAAAUUUAGGCAUUUUGUAAAAUGACUGAAUUUUCAGGCAAUUUACAAAAUGACUAAAGAUUCGUAGCCAUUUUGUAAAAUGACUGAAAUUUUGAAAAAAAAAUCAACAAGUUGCCAGUUCAGUUUCAGGCAAUUUGAAGAAGAAUGAUAUCAUUUAGAUGUGGACAAAAACACUAUAUCUUGCAAAUAAAAAUAACUAAUA
Messenger RNA from Mytilus trossulus (common blue mussel), 1937 nucleotides. RefSeq lists its product as uncharacterized. The coding region runs from base 129 to 779 and encodes 216 amino acids. NCBI's taxonomy places the organism in Eukaryota, Metazoa, Mollusca, Bivalvia, Mytilida, Mytilidae. The record is from RefSeq and is a predicted model, not a curated record. The transcript has 2 exons.